CCCCGAGAUCCAGUUAGUUUUGAAGGGAUAUUCAAUGUAGUAUUCCGCAUAAUGAUGGUAUAUAUAAUAAGGUCGCAUCCCUUACAUUCAUCCAUUACUUACAUCUUAGCAUUCAAGCCAUCGUCAAAGCAAGCCGAACCAGAAUAAGCCUUGUAUAACUCCAUCAUUAAAUAAGGAUCAAACACAUAUAUAUACUUGUGCAUCAAUCUAAUUUCGCAAUCAUGGAUAUCAUGGAUACCAUGGAUUCAUUUUGGAAGAAACUAACCCCGACUUACCACAAGAGUGUUUACCCAACUAUCACUCCCACCCGCCCCGAGCUCUCUCAGGCAGGAAAAACAGUUUUAAUCACAGGCGGUUCGACUGGUAUCGGGUACCACAUCGCCAAGUCCUUCGUACAAGCCAAGGCAGAUACAGUCAUCAUCCUCGGCCGACGGGCGGAUAAAGUCAAGGCCGCCGCCGAAUCUCUAUCCGCAGGGAGCCAGGGCACUAAGGUGAUCGCUAUCCCAAGCGAUGUUGGUAGUCCUACAGCUGUCGCCGAGCUCUGGGGCCGUUUUGCCGGCGAAGGCACGCGCAUCGAUGUCCUAGUGCUCAACGCGGCAAACACGGGUAUCGUGAAGCCUCUGAUGGAACAAGGCUUGGCGGGCGUCUGGGAAGCAUAUGACUUCAAUGUGCGCGCGCAGUUUGACAUGACGGAGCGAUUCUAUAAACAGGAGUUGGCCGCCGGUAGUAAGAAGUAUCUUAUCCACGUAUCGACUGGCGCGGUCCAUAACUUCGACGCUACGGCGGCAAUGCCGACUUACUCCAUGACCAAGCAUGCAGGCGCGCUUACGUUGCAACUCGUUGCAUACGAUAUCCCUCCGGAGGAUAUGCAGGUCGUCAUUUUUCACCCCGGCGCCAUCUUCACUGAGGCCGUGGAGAAGACGGGCUUGACUAAGGAUUCUCUGCCUUGGGAAGACGCCUCGCUCCCAGGUGGCUUCGCUGUCUGGGCGGCUACUCCCGAAGCGGAAUUCAUCCACGGCCGGUUCGUAUGGGCCCCAUGGGACGUCGACGAGCUCAAGACUGGGGAGCUAGGGAAGCGCCUCAAGGAGGACCCGCACUUCUUGAAAUUCGGCGUAAACGGCAUCUAAGGGAGGCAGGGAUGAACGAAUGAAAGAAGAAUGAAUAUUGUACCUUUAUGACAAAAUC
Daldinia vernicosa is the source of this 1185-nucleotide messenger RNA. Its product is annotated as NAD(P)-binding protein. The transcript is spliced from 3 exons. The coding region runs from base 222 to 1127 and encodes 301 amino acids. Gene Ontology annotation, cellular component: cytosol. The record is from RefSeq and is a predicted model, not a curated record. Gene Ontology annotation, molecular function: oxidoreductase activity. Lineage: Eukaryota; Fungi; Ascomycota; Sordariomycetes; Xylariales; Hypoxylaceae.